AUGGAUACAAACCCUGGGAGUAGAGUUGUAGUCACUACUGUAACUCCAACACCCACUGAAAAAAUCCCCCAUCCAGGUCCAAGAUUCCAUGCUAUGUUCUAUUGCAUCAAUGGAGCAAGGGAGGGGUUUCUCAAGGGGUGCAGACCAUUCAUUGGUGUUGAUGGGUGCUUCAUUAAGUUAACUACUGGUGCUCAACUACUUGCUGCCACUGGUAGAGAUGGCAACAACAAUAUAUACCCACUAGCAUUUGGUAUUGUUGGGCAAGAGGACACACCUAACUGGUGUUGGUUUCUACACCAACUUAAAAUCUGCCUAGGAGGAGAAGUGGGAAGGUUUGGUCCAUAUACAAUAAUGUCAGAUAGACAAAAGGGCCUACUAAAUGCAGUGAAUGCUGUCUUUCUUAAGUGCAACCAAAGGUUCUGCCUUAGGCAUAUCUAUGCAAACUUCCAAAAUGCUGGGUUUAGGGGGGAAGAUCUGAAAAAGUGUAUGGAUAAUGCUGCCUAUGCAUAUAGUGAACACAAAUUUAACAUUGCAAUGAAUGACCUUAGAGCUGAGUGUGAGCAAGCUUGGGAGUGGCUUUGUCAAAUACCCAAUAAAACAUGGGCAAGGCAUGCAUUUGACACAAACUGCAAGACUGACCUUGUAGUUAACAAUUUAUCUGAGGUGUUCAACAAGUAUGUCCUAGAUGUUAGGAAGAAACCAAUUAGGACAAUGUGUGAUGGAAUAAAGGAUAAGCAGAUUGUGAGGUGGCAUAGGAAUAGGGAGAGUGGAAAGAAAGCUAGAUGGGACAUAACACCCCAUUAUAGUGAGAAGCUAGAGGUUGAGAAGGAGAGGGCCAAAUAUUGCAAACCAAUUCAAGCUGGUGUGGACUUGUGGCAAGUUACAAGUGGGCAGCAAAUCCAUGCUGUUAACUUGCAAAUGCACACAUGUGGGUGCAGAAAAUGGGACCUAAGUGGCAUCCCAUGUAACCAUGCCAUCUCAGCAAUAAACAAGGCCAAAAGAAAACCAGAGGAUUAUGUCAGCAAGUUCUUCAAGAAAGAAAUUUAUCUGGCAGCUUAUGAACCAAUGAUUUAUCCAGUUCCUGGUGAGCAUGACUGGACAAGGACCCCUGGUCCAGACAUUGACCCACCUGCAUUUAAAGUGAAGAGAGGAAGAAAGAAAGAGAAGAGGAUCAAGGGGAAAUUUGAAGUUCCAAAGCCUAAGGCGACAUCAAGAAUGGGGACUAUAACAUGUGGCAAUUAUGGACUGCAAGGACAUAGGUACACAAGCUGCAACAAGCAGUUGAAGCCCGAGCUGGCUUUGAGGAAGAACAAACAUGUGCCUCUUGCAAGGAAUUCCAAUGCUGGUGCUGCUGCUACUACACCAGCAUCAAGAACUUCUCAUCCAGCUCCUACAACAACACCAACAGCUGAAACAGGAGCUGGGAGAGGAGCUGGGAGAGGAGUUGGGAGAGGGGCUGCAGCUGCUGGGAGUGGUGCUGCUAGAGGUGCUGGUAGAGGUGCUGGUAGAGGUGGUGCACCAGGUGCCGGGAGAGGUGCUGGGAGAGGGAGAGGUAUAUUCUCUGCCCCAAGGCAAUCUGGUCCCUCCACAUCUACUGCUGGGAGAGGUGCUGGUGGUACACAUAGUGGAUGGAGGAGCUACUUCUAUGCAAGUGGUAACUAG
Molecule: messenger RNA, 1662 nt
Organism: Aegilops tauschii subsp. strangulata
Lineage: Eukaryota; Viridiplantae; Streptophyta; Magnoliopsida; Poales; Poaceae
Source: RefSeq, a predicted model, not a curated record